CAUCUAGCCACACACACACUGAGACAGGGAAGAAGCCACAUCGCUGGGCAGGAAAGCAAAAUGGAUACAGGAAAAAAUUGUGAUGAAAUAGAUGGAUGCAGGACACAGAGGGGACUCACAAAAUGGGAAAUUUCUAGGGACAGGAAAACACUGUCUUAUGAUAAAACUGAAGAUGGGAUGGAGGACGUGGAUGCUAGCUCCAGCAGAGAGGAGCGAAGAAGAGAGAGGGGAAGAGGACAAAAAUGGAAGAGAGAGGGGCAGGGAAAAGGAUGCUAACCGACAGCGGGGCGAUCUCAGACCCUCCACCUACCCACAGAGCAUCUAUUAGAUGGGAUGCAGAACACAAGCUCUUAUAAACAUAAACAAUGUGAAGGUUCACUUCACACUCACAAGCUGAGUUCUACAUGGACAAAAAAGCUGAUUGUUGUGUUUGCAGACGUGUAUUUAUAUUGUGCAGUGCAUGUGGGUGUUUGAAGUCCUCUGCUGUUGCGGUUGUUAUUUUGUGCAAUGAAUGUGCAAUGGAAAUGUAGGCAGAAUCAUGGCAAAGUGUUUGUAUGUUUAGUAGCCCAUUGUUAGGCUGAGGAUUUUUUAGCAUUGGCAAUUGGAACUCUAUUUAAUGCUGCUAUAGUUUUGAUUUGGAGAAGGCCUUGUUCCUUAAAUUAUUUUAGUGACAACGAUCUAAUGCAAUUUUAUUAUUAUAAUUUUAGGACUUAAUUUAAAUGUUGUUAAAUAUGAUUCAACAGUGCUUUAAUUCCGGACGGAUUGAUCUGAAUUGCAUCAUCUUGUUUCAUUGACGAUUAUGUCGUUCAAAUUUGAGCUGAAGACUAAAAUGCUGAACUUGUUUUACUGCGUAAUUUAAUCGUGUUCAGUCGAAUUUAAACGCUAUGCAGUAGCAUGUAAAACGUUAGAAAUCGUUUAGCAAUAUAUAUUAAACAUGCUGUACUCUAUAUAUGUGGCCGGUUGUUAGACUCCGAUUGCUAAUAAUUCACAAUGGUAAUAAUAGAUUGCCAUCCUGCAUGUUGGCAGCACUCCCACGUUUCCCAAUCGAUAAACAGAACCAAAUACACGGGCGCGCGCCCAUUUGAAUGCGGCUGAACACUUGCUGUGGCUCAGAGGUUAAAUCGUAAAAUCAUGGAAAAUAUUAUCCUUUAACAUUGUGGUUACGUUUGUGAAUGUGACUAGUGAAACGUUACUGAAAGCUGUAUAUGAGCAUGACCUUCAUAGUAAUUUAGCAGACUCCCCUAAUACAGUGUUCAUAUUUGUGAAAAUAAUAAAUCUCGCUCAGGGUUUGUCUGAAAAAAGUGUAUAAAACAUUUAUAUUAAAUACCUUUACACAAAUAAAAUAGGAUACCUAUAUGUAGGCCCGUGGUUAGGCCUGUGAUAGAUUUGUAUAUUUUAUGUAAUUGUAAAUUAUUUUGAAUAAUUCAACCUCCUGAUGCGGUGCAGGGAAAAAAGCAUUUCGUUAUAUGGCCUAAAUGAACAAAAUCUAAAAUCUAAAAUUAUUUUUCAACCAAACAUUAAAGCCAGUGCAAACAGCUGUACUGUAUGAAGAUGCUCUUAGACAUAAGAUCGUGUGUAAUGUAUAUAGCCUAUUUAACACGAACUUAUUAUAAUUUUAUUACUAUUAUUAUCUCUUUUUUUUCUUUUUUUAAUGUUAAAAUCUAUGCUUUACACUUCAACCUGAGUAUAAACGCUACAACGUAAAUAAUGUUAAAUGUACCUUGAGGUUCAUGAACACUGAGGUUUAUGAAUGAAUUCCUCUUUUUCCUGAUGCAGUCCGUUAAAAUACCUACCUCAGAAUGUUAAAUGUUUAAAUAUAUAUAUUUUUUUGUUUAUAUUUAUAGCCUAUAUAGCAUGUAUUGAUGGAUGUAUUUUUUAACUUUUUGAAUUGUUAUUCCUCCGUUUAACAUUUGUAUAAUUGUAACGUUAGAGUAAGGCGCACAAAGUUUUAAUUUCAUGUGAUGUUUCAUGGGCCUGCUCUCCGUGAGGUUCGGGCAUGUUAAUGGAGUUAUUGACUUUUUCAUCGAUCGAUUUCUUUUUAUUAUUCACCAUGCGUACUAUUAUUUUUGUACGAAAUUAAUUUGUUCUAGCCCUUUUAUAUUUCGAAUUUGAAUGCACGUUUUAGUUAGUAGUAGCCUACGUAUCAUUUUUAAUUCAUUUCUUUUUGUGCUUUUAGACACUUGUUAACGGAGCCAAAUUAUUAAGACCGAUAUAAAAUAUUAAGUAUAAUAUAAAAUAUUAAUAUCAAACCUAAGACAAAAAAGCAUGUAUACAUAUGAAUCUAAUAAUGUAAAUAAUCUCAAUAAUGUAAAUGUGUUAAAUCUGAAGGGAAUAAGUGACAAUUGUAGGUUAACAGUAGUAAAAUGUUCGUAUUACAGUUUAAGCUUGCAGCACAGUUUCUUUUUGCAUUAGCAGAUUUGUGUUCGUUUUUUUUCUAUUUUGUUAUAUUGCUUAUGGUUUUUAAUAAGUCUUUAAUUGUAAUAUUUUGUUAGGCUAAAUAGCUACGGUCAAAAGACAAACAGAUAAACAUUGAUGAACACGAACAGUUAGAUUUAGGAAAUUAUAGGCUACUGCACAAGUCAUUUUUUAAAACAAUAUUAUUUUAAAUAAUAAUAAUUCCAUCGUAACUCUUAUGAGGCUACAAGUACAAACAGUGAUUAGGCUACUAUUAAUUUUCUAGAUGUUUCUAUAAAUAGUAUUGGGCUGUAUGAAACCUACCGUGUUUCAACAGAAAUGUUUUUCGCUUUGUAUGUCUCCUGACAAAAUAAAUGCACAUAAAUGCUAUUCUGACACAAAGGUUUCAAGAUACCACACAAACAAGACUGUUUCCAAUUCUGAUCAAUAACAUUUAUGUCUUUGAGAUUUAUCAGAAGGCCGGUAAUAUCAAGGGAAAACAAAUGUGUAAUGCAAAUUACUUUUGAAUUGCAUUGAACUGUGAAGUUAUUCCGUAAAUAGACUACCAGAAACACAUUUUAUGUACAGAAUAAUCUGUAAACUUUGCGCGUUCAGUUUAUACUAGAAAUCUGUUUUUUUUUUUUUUUUUUUUGGUAGAAGUACAAAUGUCUUUCUGCAAAAUCUGAGGUUCUGUCCCCAUAUCCAUAAUUUCCUUUAUUCAGUUUUACUCAUUUAGGGCACUACAUAAAAUAUGCCAUUUAAUUGUUAUGUGCUGAGUGAUAUGAGCUAUUUAACACCAUCUCUAUACGGUCUCAAAGACAAGAUAGUAACAUUAUGAUGUGAAAGAGUUAAACUCUUCAAUAACUUUCAAAGAACACACACUGUUCUUAUCUGUCUGCUUAGCUUUGCUCGUUUAGUCUCACGUAGGCCUACGUGUUAACCUGCAGGCCUCUUGAUACACUCCACUCGAGGAGGACGUGGCUCGACCAAAGGCUCAAAGAACUCUAUAGACAGGUAUAAAUAAUUUACUAACUCGCUGGCCGCUGUUUUGAUUUCCACGGUUUGUUUUGAACAAUGUUUGAUCAUUGAUACGUGUCCCAGAUAGAAAAGGAGAAUUGGUGAAUAAUAUUCUGCAAUGCCUUACAUGGUGCCGAACUUGUAGCUCUCAGAUAACCUCUCUCUAAUUCGUGCAGAAAACUCAAGAGUGGUAUAUGGACUUAUUUUGAGAUAACAAUAAUAAACCAUCCUGAUGUACCGGGAAAAAUAAAAUAAAUGCAUAUCAGAAACGAGACGUAGCCUAAUUGUUACACAACCAUCCAUACUGAUCAUUACUUUUGUUUAUCUAUAUUAUAGGCUAUUUUUUAAUAUUUUUACCGACGCACAAAUUCCAAUUCAAUCCACAUGCUAUUCUGUAUUUUCUAGAUGGCUUUAAAAUGCACAAGAAAAGUAGGCUAUUAAAAGGUUAAAGGAAAAUUCUUGUGUUUUAUUUAUAAGAAUUUCACAUUCUAAAGGGUGUAAAGGGUUAUCAAUGCACUCUGAAUCGGAUUGUCCUUAUUCGAGUGUUCUAUCGUCUAUCGAGCUCUCCAGCCGCAGUGAGUGAACUUUCACCUCGACCCUCAAACAGACCCCUGUUUUUGCGGUAAGAGCUGACCAUUUUACCUCCAGCCACAGACUCUCCGCACGCACACGCUCACACACAUAUGCACGCACACACACACCCCUCCUCCCCUCCCUCCCUCGGCCCUGCUCGGCGCGGAUCGAUAGUGCAGCAUCUGCUGCGGGAAGACAGCAGUCCCACAUCGCACUGGAAAAUUUUUCAAGCGCUAGAAUUGCUCAUCUCUAAAAAUUAAACUGACAGACAGAUAUGAUUAAUAUUCCAAGUUUCAAACACCUACCCGCAUCAACUCCCACCUCUCUCUCUCACACACACUACUCUCGCGCUCACUAUCCGACGCACACAUACUCGCGACGCAAAAAUGCCUUUUUUAAUGGGAACAUGACAGCAGUGUAAUUUUGUUGAUUAUUAGAUAUAGCGCUCUUUAGGAAAGGUCGCAUGUGCUCUUGGAAAGAGGGUCAUAGGUGCGCGCGCACCGGAUAGAUCAAGUGCAUUGUUCUUGUUUAGCACUUCUGCGAUUGAGGAGCAAACUCUUUAUGUUAACUGUCCUCUGAAAGCUAACAGCUGAUAAGAACAGCUCUCUGUCACUACGCUUUGUUGCUUCAGUUAAUUGCCCUUAGCUUGAGAAAAUAAAACGUUAAUAGUACAUAAACGCUUUGGCCUUCUAAUUGGAUUACACAGUUGUUGUUGUUUUUCCAUAGGCCCACAUUUAAAAAACUUCCACAUUUAUAAUAUAUUCUCAACAAAAAUAUGGCCUAACACAAUUUUUAAAGAGCUGUAGAUUGAACUAAAUAAAUAAAAAUUACAUCAGUAUCACAUUUUAUACUAAGACUCAAAAUAGGCUAUUGCUGCGCUUUUUCAAUUUUAGCUAACAAAUGCAAAAUCGCGUUGGCGUAAGGAGGUAACCAUAGCAACGCUGAACACUUUUCGUUAAAUUCCUUAAGGGACCGAAAACUAAACAACAUUAUUCAUUACUUUAUUUAAAGAUUUACAUAUAACAAGCAGCAUAUAGCCUAUGACAAAAUAAUUGCAUUUUGUUUACAAACUCUUUUAGAUAGGCUACCGUUAUUUGGUUAGCUAACUAUGAUUAGGGCAUCAGAAGACAACUUGGGUUGCGCGAGAACCUCAACAGAAGAGUGCUCCGUGAAAAUGUUCUUAUUGAAUUAUAUAUAUAUAUUAAUAUAAGUAAGUCUCCUUUUCUGAAACUCUGUAAUUUGAACACUGUCACGAGCCCCACCUAAGACAAUGGCUUCUUGAGGUCCACAGGAGGGAAGGAGUUAACGAGGGUUGUAAAUUCACCCCACAUCUGUCAGAUUUUAAGAGUGUGACGUACUGAGCAGGGGGGCUGGGGAAGAGACAGAGAGGAGAGAAAGAGUUGGGGACGAGAUCGAUGAGGAUACAGAAGGGCAAAACCACAGAGAUAAUGACAGCGACGGAGCGCGAUGCUUAGACAUACAUCGGCGCUCAGUUUUGACACGGUUGCUUGCAGCAUAGUCAAGUCCGGACAUCGGAUAAAAUCGUACGGCCUUACGCGUCAUUUGUGUUGCAUCCUCGACAGUCGUGGUCCAGCGAGAAUCUAGCGGAUAACGGGAGUGAAGGACCGGACCGUUGCAUUUUUUCUUUUUCUUUUUUAUUACCCUCUCUUGUUUUGAACACCGAAAUGUGCUGAUGAAACACAAAAGUCGUGGUUACGUAAAACCGACUGUUGUGUGAUGGUAAACUCGGGGUUUCUGCAGGUGUAUAGAACAACCAAUUAUAGGUUUUUGAUUGUGUUUUGGAGAGGCUGUUUCGCUUCUCUCCAUCCUGUCGGAUAAGCUACGUUGCGAGUUUUAGUCAACAAGGCAAUAGCAGGACUCACAUGGAUAAAUUCAGAAGCAUUUAUGGAACACAGAAUUUGCUUGCAUGACCAAAGACGGUUUCACCGUGAUGAAAUGUCUCUGAGAGUACACUGAAAUCAGAUUUUGACAUAUAAACAGCAUCAGGAACUGUUUUUAGAUCAAAUUACAGAAACCACACUCUAGAAGGCUAGAAAAACACAUCAGCUGGAAUAUAAAGAAGAAAAGAAGCAAGGAAGGUACAGAUAUGGAUGGUAAUAUGGGUGAGAUGUCUGUGCACUGCCACGUAGAGCUGGCACACAGUCAGGACAGCAGAGCCAUGCUGCACUCUCGGGAUCUCACGGCUGCUUUCCCUCGUCCCUCUCUGGGAGGCCCCGCCAUGGGCCUGGAGUCUGACCACCAGAGCCCCGCGUAUGACCACAGCAUGGCAACUCUGGGGUACAGCAGGGACCCACCAACCAGCUGUGGAAGCACCUACACCACACUCACACCCCUCCAGCCCUUUGAUGACAAAUUCCACCCUCAUCAUCACCAUCCCUGCCUGCCUGUGAGCAACGUCAUUGGCAGUUUCACUCUCAUGCGAGAAGAUCGAGGCCUGGGAGGAAACUACUAUACCCCGUACGGAAAGGAGUUUGGUUUGGGACAGGGUCUGUCUCCACCGUUGGGCAGUGCAGGCCUGGAGACCGCCAUGCAUGGCUAUGGCAGCUUGGGAAGUCAGAAUGGACACAGUGGCCAGAUGCUUCCAGGUGGCCAUGAGGUCCACAUGGGCAACAAUGGGGGUAACAUCUGUCGAACCCCACCAGACUUUGGGAGAGAGAUGUCACCGCCCUCUCUGGGGGGUGAGCAUGGGGUCAGCCACCAGCUAAACAAAAUGGAUGCCCAUCAGCUCACUUCCACCUACCACCACCAUAUAUACAACCAAAGUUAUCAGCACCACCUCCAGAGCCAACAGGCUUCCAAACUCGGGGAUCUCCCCUCUUCUUCACCUUCCUCGUCCAACUCCAGCUUGGGGAGGGAGGGCAUGCUGGCCAGCUCGCAGAAUGGCGGUGGAGGGGAAGAGAUCAACACCAAAGAUGUGGCUCAGAGAAUCAUCACUGAACUGAAGAGGUACAGCAUCCCACAGGCCAUUUUUGCAGAGCGAGUUCUGUGCAGGUCUCAGGGCACUCUGUCAGACCUGCUUAGGAACCCCAAACCUUGGGGGAAACUCAAGUCUGGCCGCGAAACCUUCAAGAGGAUGUCCCAUUGGCUGCAGGAGCCAGAGUUUCAGAGGAUGGCUUCGUUACGUCUGGAAGCUUGUAAGCGUAAGGAGCAGGAGCAAUCCAAGCUAGAGCGCAACCAGGGGCCCAAGCGUACCCGGCUAGUCUUCACAGACCUGCAGCGUCGCACUCUUAUGGCCAUUUUCAGAGAGAACCACAGACCGACCAAAGACCUGCAGAUCACCAUUUCUCAGCAGCUUGGCCUUGAGCUUUCUACAGUAAGCAACUUCUUCAUGAACGCUCGCCGCAGAAACCUCAACCGCUGGACCGAAGAGGGCCGCCCAUCCUCCACUGGCUCGUCGGGAUCUAGCACUGCGUCUCCAGCAGUGACCUGCUCCACGGCAUGAUGGGAAAACAAGCCGUUUUACGCUCUGCACAGCACAGGUUUACCUGUAGCUCCUAGAGUGUGAGAUUUUGAAUCAAGGGUGUUUUUGUAUACAAAUCAACAGCAUAUGAAACCAAAGAUGAAGUCUGAUGUUCGCAAUGUCUAGAUGAGACAGGAUUUGAUUGUAGUUUUAGCAUUGAUUAUUUUAGAUUUAAUCGCAAAGGAUUGGCCCGACACAUCAGGGUUUAUGAAAUCACUCACAGAUCAACAUACUGAGGGUUAUGAAACGCUACUGAAUAGAUAUUGAAUCUAUUAAUUUAGUAAUUCGUUCCAGCGUCUAAAAUCAGUGCAAAUGUUUCUGGUUUUUCUUUGUUGAUAAUGAGAGUCAAAAUGAUAUUUUUAGAGUUCUCAAAAGAGAGAGAGAUGAUUUUGCAACAAAUGGAAACUUAAUGACCAAAGAAGAAAAAAAAAAGGAUGCAAAUGAAUCUUUCUGAGAUUCUUUUAAAGGGAAAAACUACUGGAUAAAGAAGCUGAAACCAAAAUAUGAACAUAUUUGAGAGCUUGAUUUCUUUUUUUACAACUUCUUUACAAAAAGCCAGGCCUCAUAGUCCAAAAAAGGCAUCUGCUGUGGGACAACUACAGUCUCAGCACAGGACUGAAGUCGAAUCCUCUCAGACAAUAUGAGGAGGAACUCAGCCAUGACUCUUUCAUGUUUAAAACUUCUUGGUGAGUUUCUGCUGACAGAACGGCUGCAGAGAGGAAUCCAGGAUGCUCUUGCAUAUUUUCCAUCUGAUUUCAAAUGAUUUCUUAGAUGUCACACUGAGGAUGGAGAAAUUCAUUUGUUUUUGUAAAAAUUUCAAGCACACAACCUGGCCGAUGGCUGUUCGUACCGGAAAAUCUCAAAGAACCUGAUGAAAAAUACUUACAACAAGCUUGAAUUGAACAAGAACUGAGAACCACUUUGUCUAUUUAUAAUUAUUUAUGUAUUUAUUUCCAAUCUUCUAGCUAUUUAUUUUAUUUAUUUGCUAGUUACCAUCAGUAUUUAUUUCACCAGUGUUGAUUGUGGGUGAAAAAUGAUAGGAGACCCAGUACCAAAGAUGAAUAUUUGUCCUCCCCGAAUGUCCUCAUCUCUUGAACUCUGUGUUAGUAUUUCAAUAGCCAAGCUAGCGUACUCAUCCAUGUUCAUCGUUCACAUGUGCUGCAUGUCUAGACCCUUCAGGCCACAGCCUAACCGAACAAACCGAAACUCAGCGUGGUUGUAAACAGCUCACAUGUGGCUGUGAAGUCGAGAUGAUUCUAUAUUUAGGCUGUUGAACUGUGAUCUCCUCACUGCGGUCCACACUUACUGUACGAUGUGAUUGUACGUGCUGUGCCGUGGUCUCUCGGGGUGGGCCAUCGAGGGAGAGCUUUUUCAAUGCUCUUUCACGUUCCCCUGUGUUUAACCUUUGCAGGGCAUGUUGAGGCCCCUUCACAGCACACACUUGAAAGAGGGCCCAUGAAAGAGGCCAUCGACUUUUGCCGACUUCAAAGAGGCCCUUUUUAUCUGUGUCCUCUUGGCGGCUGAGGCUGGCGCUCUGCACUUGGUAGGCCCAUGGGCUUAGGGCAUUCAUUACCAAAUCACGGAGAGGAAGGGGAGGGGUGGGGUGGCGAAUGGGUGUUUGGGGAUGUGAAUUAAAGUUUAAUGAGAGACAAUUGUAAGCGUGCUGCGCGAGGGGCAAAGGGUGUCAGCGUGUGUGCGUCUCAACUCUCCAGGUCACCCUGUUGCAGCACUGGUGGUUAGCCGGGCCUCUCUUUUUUUUAGAGAUGUAAUGAUUUAGGUUAUAAUAAUUUGCCAACUUAAGCUGUAGAUGGUUAGAGAUCACUCGACGAACUGUAGCGUCCGGUUUAGCAGAUCAAGACAAACGCGUCUAACGUUAUUUAGUAUUUGGCGCCUCAAAGUGGACGCAUUGUUCACAUGCUUACUGAGAGGAACAGAAAUCACGCCAUAUUCUCGUAGUGUUUAACCUCUUCAGAUAAAUGUGCAAGAGUUAGUACAGUGUGUAAAUCUUAAGUGAUAUUUCCAUUUCGCCGUCCCACUGAGGGGAACCCGUUUGGCCAUUUUUGUUCUACCCGACCGAUCUAAUUUCAUCUACCUCAACUGUGUGUGAUGUGUCGUGUAGCUGAGAUGUAACUGUACCAAAGAUCCCAUCCAUUCAGGGAGCGUCUGUGCGUUACUAAGUUUUAUAGCCAAAUGUGCUGGAAUCAAUCCGUGAACACAACAAAAUCACAGCCCUACCUGCAAGCAGAGAGAACAUUGUGUGUGCGUGUGUGUGUGUGAGUGAGAGUGAGAGAGAGAGAGAGAGAGAGAGAGUGUAAAAUGUGAGAACAUUUAUCAAUAUAAAGACCAAAUGGGAAUGACAAUCGGAGCAAGAGAGGGGUCUUGCUGAUCUUAUGAUUGCUUAUCCCUCCAAAAAAAAAAAAA
Messenger RNA from Carassius auratus (goldfish), 9886 nucleotides. RefSeq names its product one cut domain, family member, like (gene onecutl). NCBI's taxonomy places the organism in Eukaryota, Metazoa, Chordata, Actinopteri, Cypriniformes, Cyprinidae. Gene Ontology annotation, biological process: regulation of transcription by RNA polymerase II. The record is from RefSeq and is a predicted model, not a curated record. Gene Ontology annotation, cellular component: nucleus. The coding region runs from base 6092 to 7447 and encodes 451 amino acids. Gene Ontology annotation, molecular function: DNA-binding transcription factor activity, RNA polymerase II-specific; RNA polymerase II cis-regulatory region sequence-specific DNA binding. The transcript has 3 exons.